Molecule: messenger RNA, 606 nt
Organism: Nicotiana attenuata
Lineage: Eukaryota; Viridiplantae; Streptophyta; Magnoliopsida; Solanales; Solanaceae
Product: mitochondrial fission 1 protein A-like
Exons: 4
Coding region: 1-606 (201 amino acids)
Biological process (GO): mitochondrial fission; peroxisome fission; autophagy of mitochondrion
Cellular component (GO): peroxisomal membrane; mitochondrial outer membrane
Molecular function (GO): protein binding
Source: RefSeq, a predicted model, not a curated record
AUGCGAGCCCGCAGAAACGGCCAAGGAGCUGCAAAAGUGGCCAAGGUUGACCUGGGCAGAGGACGCAGGUGCGAUGCAAACCCGCACUUGCGGCGGUUGCAGAAGUGGACCCAAGGGCGCAGGUGCGAGUUUGGACCGCAGAAGCGAGAUGGGUUCCGCACUUGCGGAAGCACAGAUACGGGAUGUGAACGAGAAGCAGCAGAUGCUACAAAUGGCGCCACUGAUGAAGGAAAGAAUGAGAGUAUUAUGAGGUUGUCAUGGGCGCUUGUCCAUUCCAAACAACCUGAAGAUGUGCAACGAGCGAUAGCUAUGCUUGAGGUUUCACUUGCCAGCUCAAAUAGUCCACUACAAAAGCGAGAAAAGCUUUAUCUUCUAGCUGUUGGAUAUUACAGAAGUGGGGAAUAUUCAAGGAGCAAAGAGCUUACAUGUCACUGUUUGGAGAUUGCGCCUGAUUGGAGACAGUCGUUGUCGCUUAAGAAGGCUAUUGAAGAUAGAAUCACAAAGGCGUUGUUGCUUAAGAAGGCUAUUGAAGAUAGAAUCACAAAGGGUAAUGACAAGAGACUUCAUCACACAAUUAUGUCUCUACACAAGAACUUGGCUAAAUAA